Fragaria vesca subsp. vesca is the source of this 1984-nucleotide messenger RNA. RefSeq names its product F-box/WD-40 repeat-containing protein At3g52030-like. The transcript has a single exon. The coding region runs from base 1 to 1377 and encodes 458 amino acids. The record is from RefSeq and is a predicted model, not a curated record. Lineage: Eukaryota; Viridiplantae; Streptophyta; Magnoliopsida; Rosales; Rosaceae. Gene Ontology annotation, molecular function: protein binding.
AUGUCUUCUUGUUUGAAAAACAAAUCACGUUCCCUUCCAGCCGGGAGGGGUUUCGCUCAGGCUGGCAGCAACAAGAAGAGGCCGAGAAGAGGACCUCCGCUGAACAAUGCUCUUGACCCUGAUGCCCUUUCGGCUGUCUUCUCUUAUCUUGACUGCAUGUAUGACCUUGCCAGCUGUUCCUUGGUUUGCCGUGCCUGGAGGAGGGCUGUCACCAGAGGUAUAUGUUUCAAUGUGCUUUAUCGCAAGCAGUGGGAGAUGGGUCUUGUGAGGGGUGUUUGUUUGGAGGAGAUGGCCGGGGCGAUUCAUAGACAUGCAUUACUUCAAAGUCCUCGGAUUAAUGUUGAUCAGUGGAAGGGUCACUCUGGUAAUAUUGAUCAAUGCCGGAUGAAGGACGGGUGGCUUCUCACUGGCAGCACAAGGGAUAAGUUCAUGCGUCUGUGGUCAGUGGAAGAAAGCCGUAAAUGUGAAUAUAAUUUCCAAGGAGAAUAUCGAUUUCCAGUAGACUAUGGCCCUUUGGUUGGUUUUGACUUUGAUGAGAGCAAGAUUGUUGGCUUGGUUGGCUCAGAGAGUAGUCGAAUAUGCAUAUGGAGGCACAGUGGGAUGACUAGGAUAUUGAACCCCUUUAAGUGCAAGGGUACCAUUCCGAUGGGUUUAUGCAUGAGUUACUGUGAUCCUGAGGCUGUUGUUGGAUGUGCUGACGGGACUGCUCGAGUGUUUGACAUGUACAGUAGCCAAUGUUCACAUAUUAUUAGAAUGCACGACCUUGAGGUGCCAGUAACAUGCCUAGGGCUGAGUGAUAAAGGUAGUCGGUUGUCCAUUCUUGCUGGUGGUGGUUCUUCUAUCACAGUUUCCUCUGUACUAUCCCCUAAUCAUGAGUUUGCAGCAAAAAUGUAUAUGGCAGGUGAGAUAAAGAGUUUGAGUUACAACCCUUGCGGCAAUGACAAGACAGUGUUUGCUGGAUCAAUGAAUGGAUAUGUGUACAGUUGGGACCUGAGGACAUGUAGACUUUUGUGGGAAACGAGAUUGAGUGAGUAUGCUGUGUGUUCAAUGCAGCACAGGAGAUAUGAUGCAACAACUUUGGUUGUGGGUGGAAUGGAUGGUGUGCUUCACUUACUGGAUCAGAACACAGGGAAUGUGGUUACCAAAUUUGUCUUGGACACCAGCUACUGUGUUCUGUCAAGUACUAGACCUGCUUUAAGUUCAAGUGGUGGUUGUUCUCGAAACAUGGUAUUUCAGAGAUUGAAAGGAAGAAGGACUGCACCAGAUGCCGACAUUGUCAGCAUUCCUGCACCUCCCAUCACCUGCUUGGCGUUGGGGAUGAAGAGAAUUAUCACCACUCACGAUAAGGACUACAUCAGAACCUGGAAAUUUAUCUAGUCCUUUUCUGUGCUUUUUGUUAGAUAUGGCCAAAUUCAACUUGCAGCAUGUAAAACAUCGCCAUUGUAUGUAUGACGGCUAAAGUUGUCUAUGAACAUCGUCUCCUAACAUUAUUGGUAAAGUGCAUGGUAUUGGAGCAGCUGUUGCAGAGUUUCUUGGCUGUUCUACGGGUGUCCCUCAAGCUGAUAUCAAUUCUGCAACUGGAGACGUGCUGUGCCCCAAACCCUGGAACAAUUAAGCGCAAUUGUAUGGUGCUUGGGAAAAUAGCACAGGGAUGGCAGAGACUGUAGUUAUUGCUAAAGAUCAUCAGGAUUUGGUUGUUGCAGGUACUACGUUUUUACUUGAAUUCUGCACUGAUGCUGAAGCCUCUGCUGCUUUGGGCUUUGAAGCUAGCAAAGAUUCAUGAUUGAGACUGGUGAAUAUGUGUAUUUCUGGGACCUUAGGACAAGGAAGAGUUUAUGGAAUACACAAGUGAGUCGGGAUGCUGUGUGUUCAGUGCAGCAGCUGAGGAAUGCUGCGUCCACUUUGGUUGUGGGUGGAGCGGAUGGUGCUUCGUUUAGUGGAUCACAACACGGGAAGUGAUUUCGAGAAUUGUUUUGGACACUGG